AUGUUUACAAUGAGAAAAGUUAUACCAAUGAGCUGGUUGAACCAGAUAUUGUUGAUUUUAAGUAUAUCAUGCGUAUUGUUGUCUAUAAUUAUACAAGAAUGGGCUAGUCUUACACCAUUACAAAUAUAUAUUUUUAUUUCAUGGGCUAUUUUUAUCAUAGUAAUAUCAGUAUGGCUCAGUUGUUUUUUAUUUCAAUUUGCAAUAAAAGCAAAUAAUCCACUUAAUAUACAAUUUCUUAAUAACUGGUUAUAUCAGAAGUUAGUAAAUAAUCUAAACUUAUACGAUUCAGAAAAAAAGGGUAAAUAUAAUAAUAAACAUGAAAAUAAGACAAAAAUAAAUACAGGCACAAAUUCCAUGCAAAUGUCUAAUAAAAAGAAAAGAGAGAAAAAGUCAGUUACAUCAAAUGUAAAGGAUAUUUCUUUAAGAAGAAGGAAAGCAGUAGAAAUAAAUAAUUUAGUACAAGAAAUAAACUUGAAAUAUGUAAACGCUUGGUAUACAUCAAUCAGCCAUGAUAAAUUAUUCCCUCAUGAAGCACAAGAGUUACUAAAAAAAUUACUGACCAAACUGUUUUCUAGAUUCAGUUUAAUAGACAAAGUAAAACUUACUCAUAAGAUGUCUCAUGUGUUCUUAUUACAUUUAAAAGAAUAUCACAGAGCAUUACGCCGGGUAGAGAAAGGAACUGCACCAAAUAUAGAAGAAGCAUUCAAGUGUUUACAUCCUGGUUCUUGUAAUAUACCAGCAUUAGCACAUAUGCUUCAUCGAAUUGUUACUAUCCUAGCACAAGAAUUUCUACAAUGGGAGUUAACAAGUUCAUUACCAUGCAAACUAUUAUUAUCUAUCUUAGCAAAAAGAUUAUUAACAAUUAUUGAAACAAUAAGUUGUCCAAAUUGGCUAUUUCAUAAUUUAUUAGAUUUGCUGCAACCUCUACCAAAAAAUGUUGCAGAACUUCAAAGUAAACAGGAAGAAAAUGUAUCACAUGUAAAAAAAUUUAUAUCUAAUGCUCUGGGGGAUGGUAUAACAUCUGCAACAGCAGCUGUGAUUCCAUGUCCACUAUCUAAACCAAAACCUGGAUCAUCUAUAAAAUCUUCAACUGAAGAUAAAAAUACCUCAUUAUCUAUAAAUGAUAAGAAACCUAUCUUAUGUUUAAAUAAUUUAACUACAGAACAUAGAGGUCUUUGGGGUCAAAGUAUGACAGAGAUAGAUUCAGAAGUUGAAGAGGAUAAAAUAUCUCCAAUAUAUGAAGAACCUACAGAUUUCGCUACAACAAUUGCUAGACUUAGAACUGUAUUGCAACAAAAGUCAACUGUAAAUACACCUUUACAUGUGGAGGAAAAAUCUUAUGUAAUAUACGAAGGUAGUCAAUUUACAAAUUUGUCUAUUCCUUGGACAGAGUUUCAUACAGCUCUUGAUGGCUCACAACAAUUACUUUAUUGCAUUCAAUUUGAUGAUGUGGAACAACGUGGAGUUGAUUUAUUUGAAACUACAACUGCUACUGUUAGAAGACAAUAUCGCGAUUUUGCACAGUUACAUGCUAGUCUACAAGAGAUCCCAGAAUUAGCGUCUAUUAUGUUAAACUUGGUGUUACCAGAAGGUGGUCGUGUUGAAUUAGAGAAUUAUUUAAAAACCUUAACUACGCGUUUAGCUAAUGAAUGUCCAUCGCAAUUACGACAUUUCUUACGCCCAAAUAGUAAUACUAAUAAAAAGGCAGAUGUAAUCGCACCACGAUUUGACAAAUUUUUGGUUAAAACAGUAAGUGGUGUUUUUAACACCUUAAGAACAGUUGUUCCAGGUUUCGAAAUUGAACAAGAAGAAGAAAAUGUUCCAUUACCUACAUUAAUGCCUUUAGCUGAUAUACCAUGGAGGUUUGUCGAGGACAUUAAAUCGAAAAGUUUAGCAGCUAAACUUCAACAUUUAAUAGCUGAAAGAAUAGAAUAUUCUUCUGUGGAUACGGCUUAUGAAGCUGUUGAUUCAAUGGAGAGUACCAAUGAUUCUGCACUGUUAACUCAUUGGUGGGAAACUGUAAAGAGUUCUUAUGAAGAAGAUGAUGAUUUGGAUUCACAUCUAAUAUUAACAAGUGUUGGUGUAGACAUUAUCUGUGAAUUAUUAGCAGGAAUUGGAAGUAAUAAUACCUUACAACAAGAGGCAGUUGUUAGAUGGAUGAAGUUACUCUUUGGAAAUGUUACUGAACCUAUAUUACAUAUUGCUGCUUUACGAAUUUUUGACCAUUUGGGUAAUAAGUCACUUUUUCACAAUGUACAAAACGAACUUUCCAAAGAACCACUGUCACAAUUGAAAGAAAGACUGUUGCAAGAACUAUUACUUAAAAUUCCAAAUGAUGUAAAAUUAAUAUUUGGUGAGGAUGAUACGUUAAACAUUCUGAAGUAUCUACUUGAUUCUUAUGAAGUAAAAAAAAUCAACAUAGACUUAAAUCUCCAGAUAUUAGAUGUUUUAGCAUCGCAACUGUUAAUUUCAUGUAGAUUAAGUCAUAAUAAUACAGUUCUUUUAUAA
Habropoda laboriosa is the source of this 2508-nucleotide messenger RNA. RefSeq lists its product as uncharacterized. Gene Ontology annotation, cellular component: intracellular membrane-bounded organelle. Gene Ontology annotation, molecular function: phosphatidylinositol binding. The record is from RefSeq and is a predicted model, not a curated record. Lineage: Eukaryota; Metazoa; Arthropoda; Insecta; Hymenoptera; Apidae. The coding region runs from base 1 to 2508 and encodes 835 amino acids. The transcript has 8 exons.